CGGCCUGCGGGACAUCCAGUGCACGGCGGACGGGCACUGGAGCGGCAGCGAUAUCCGUCGUCGUCGCGCUCGUCGCCCGUCAAUUCGUGCGCGGCGGUGUGUGUGGCGGACGCGAGUACGCGGUGGCAACGCGGUGCGGAGGAGCGUCGCGAGUUCUGUCGCGGCGAGGAUGAGCGAGAGACGCGCGGCGUGCAACACGAAGCUACGCGAGUGACUCUCCGUCGUGUAGCGUAGUGUCCCCGCUGCGCGAGUCCGCCUUUCCUCCGCGGUCUUCGCCACUCGUCCGUGUGGUCUCUCUUCUCUCUCUCUCUCUCUUUCUCAUCCCCGGGAGAGGAGAUGCCGCGAUAAGGACGACGGCCACCGGUCGGUUCGCCGGAGCGAGUCCGCGAGCGCGUCGCUGGCCCCGGCUGCGCGAUGACUUAUGUCCCGGUGUCCCAGAGCGGCCCUUCCUCGGACCGAGAGACGCUCGGCUUGGAAUUGUCGGUAGCAGCUUGACGAAUGGAAUUCUGGGAUCUGUCGCAUGAAGUAUCCGCAAAAUCAUAAAUGUGCCUUGGACGUCCUAGCCAUUGAACGAGACAGCAUCAAAAUGAACAGGGCGGAGAGCGAGGACGCCGGUAAAGGCUGGCACGAGUGCGCCAGCUGGCUAACCAGAUGCGGCGCACUGCGAGCGGAUCACAAGGCCAACUGGCCGCAGGCAACCGCGUUCGAUCUGGCCUACACGUUGCGAGACGGUGUGUUGCUGUGCAAUCUCCUGAACAUUGUGGAUCCUGGUUGCAUAGACAUGAAGGACGUGAAUCAGAAGCCGCAGAUGGCGCAGUUCCUGUGCCUGCGUAAUAUAAAAGUGUUCUUAUCAGUAUGCUCGAGCGUCUUCGGCCUCUCCGACUCGGAGCUCUUCGAGCCGUUCAUGCUCUUCGACCUCUCCAACUUCCAUCGCGUCCUUUGCACACUGUCGGCUUUGUCCAAUUGUCCAAGACUGAGGCGAAAGGGUAUACCUGGAUUCUCCGUUGGUCGUGGAAGAUCGCAGGAGGACAUUUAUAAGGAUUUACAAAGUGCUGGAGCAGGCCGCGAAGACGAGGGUCGCCGCAGGAGGUUUAGGAGACGGGAGGGUGACGAGACUGGCGGCGGGAGGGAUAACGAGGAUCCGGUCGGCGAGGAGGACGGAUACGGAGCUUUUUGCAGUCACGCGCAAAGCGAGGAGAUCUACCAGGACCUCUGUAGUCUGCAUUUACCGCCUCCUCCGUCAGUUGCGCAGAGUGGUGCCAUUUCCGGAGGCGAGAAGAGAGAUUACGUGAUCCAGGAGCUGGUGGAGACCGAGCGAAAUUACACAGAAGUCCUCAGUAGCCUGCUCAGACACUUCGCCCGACCGCUGUCGUCGUUACUCCGGUCCGAUGACUCCGCCCACAUCUUCUUCGGUAUCAAGGAGCUCUCGGAAAUCCACGUGGGCUUUCACAGUCAACUACGUAAGGCGCGAAACGGCGCCGCGCUCGCCCAGGUCUUCCUGGACUGGCGGGAGAAGUUCCUCAUUUACGGCGAUUACUGCGCAAACCUCACCGUAGCACAAAAUACUCUGCAGGAAGCAUGCGCGCGUAACGAAGUAGUCAAUCAACAAGUUAUUAGAUGCCAACAAGAAGCUAACAAUGGUAAAUUUAAGCUGCGCGACAUACUUUCUGUGCCGAUGCAAAGGGUGCUCAAGUAUCACUUGCUAUUGGACAAGCUGGUGGAGGAGACUCCUCGCGAGUGGGUGGAGGACUGUCGUGCGUUGGCGAAAGCGAGGGAAGUGAUGGUCGAUGUUGCCCAGUAUAUAAACGAAGUAAAACGCGACUCCGACACGCUGGACAUUAUAAAGGAUAUCCAGGCAUCGAUAAUCGACUGGGAUGUGCCUGAGGAUGCACAGCUGAAGGAUUUCGGCCGAUUACUUCGUGACGGCGAGCUCAAGGUAAAAGCUCAUGGCGACCAGAGGAUAAAGGCCCGUUAUGCAUUCGUGUUCGAGCAAGUGGUACUGAUUUGCAAAGCUGGUAGAGGAGAUCAAUAUUGUUACCGGGAAACUCUACGAUUAGACGACUACAGACUGGAGGACCACAUAGGACGGCGAACUCUGGGCAGAGAUUCGCGUUGGUCCUACCAGUGGUUACUUGUACAUAAGCAGGCGUAUACAGCGUACACUUUAUACGCGAGAACGGAGGAACAGAAGCAGAUGUGGAUAAAGGCGUUACAGGAUGCGAUGGAUAACGUUAAUCCCGCAGCUUGUCGGAACACCAAUCACAAAUUCAAAUUGACAACGUUCGACACUCCUAAGAGCUGUCAACGAUGUGGAAAAUUUCUUAAGGGCCGCAUAUUCCAGGGUUACAAAUGCGAGAUAUGUCGCCUUGCCGUGCACAAACAGUGCAUCGCGCACUCGGGUCGCUGUAUGCCUACACCACCGUCGCCGACACCGCCGCCGCCGCUACCCUGCGAACGCGCGCUCACCGUGAAGCUGUGGUUCGUCGGAGAGAUGGGCAGAGAUGCAGCUUCCAACAAACUGGAAUCACGCGAAGAUGGCACCUACAUGCUGCGCGUCCGUCCGGCUGGACAGCCGCGUCUCAAGCAUGAAACAAAUUACGCUCUUAGUAUCAAGGUGGAAGGAGCGGUGAAACAUAUCCGAGUGUUCAAACGCGAUGUGGACGGCGCAGAUCUAUACUAUCUCAGCGAGUCCCGCUUUUUCAAGAGCGUCGUUGAGUUAGUCGAGUACUAUGAACGGGCAUCGCUUUCGGAGAAUUUCGAGAAUCUGGACCAGCGUCUAUUAUGGCCGUACCGGCGUGUCCUGGCCAAGGCGCUAUUCGACUUUCGUGGCUGCGAACGCAAUCAACUGAGCCUACGACGUGGCUGUCGAGUCGUGGUACUAAGCAAGGAGGGUGAUGCCAAAGGAUGGUGGAAGGGUAAAAUAGGCGAUCAAGUAGGAUUCUUUCCAAAAGAAUAUGUGGAGGAGGAAGAGGACUAUUAAAGACGAACCGUUAUUAUAUAUCGUUGCAUAUAAUAUAUCGGAUAUUCUUUCCAAGUUUUCAGGUAGAUGUCUUUUGAUAAUUGAUUAUUAUACAUUGCGACAAAAUGAUAAGAUUCUUUUACGAAACUGCGUGCUUGUAAAUAUAAAUUUUAAAGUUUUAAAUGAAUUUGGUGAAGAUCUAAGAUAUUUCUAUAGAAGAUACGCAUAAUAAUAUUAUUCGGGAUUACUACACGCGAAUACAAUGUUUAUAAAUUUUACACUUAUUGUUAGGAGGAAACAUUUUAAUCUUCUGUGUGAUAACGUAAGAUCUAUUAACCUUACGGCAUGAAGAAGGUUAUAACUGAGGGUAAAAUGUAAAACAAAUAAGAUUUUGCAAUACACAAAAUCGGGUAUGAUUCAAAUAAAUCAUACUUUUAAAGAUCUAAUUUUUUUAUGGAGUCGUAGCAAAGAUAGAACCGACAUCUUAUACGCAACGACCUAAUGUCUUUGUUGACCUCUCGAUGGCCGAUAAACUCCGUGUUAAUCAUCUUACGGUGCAAUUACGAUAAUUCUAUUGACGCAUACCUCAGUAGGGGAGAAUAAUAAGACGAGUUUGUUCAGGAGGCAUUUUUGCGUUGUAUAAAAAAUAUAGGUAAUUGUAUAUGCACGGUUUACGCGUUGCACGCGUAACUUUGAUGCUACUGUUCUUUUGCGUUUGACAAGAUACAAACGCGUCACAUCGACGUAUGCAUGGCGCUACACUUAGACAACUUAGACGAAUAUUCUUAGCCACGUGUAUAGAGAUAAAGAUAAUUGCGUAUAUUUUUUACUGCGACGCGGCAUUCCUGAUUAUCGUUAGGCGAUAAUAUCAUAAAGACUAAAGUUGUUUGCCUGAAAAUGCGAAUUUAGAAAAAUUGUGUAGACACAAAAUGUCCCUGAAAAAAAUGGAAACUUGACUGUUUUCUUUGGGAGUUGAAUUUUUCUUAAAGGAAAUCAAAAGAACGGAAAGAUCAUACCAAAGAAUUGAAACUAACGUUUUUAUAUACAUAUAUGUAGUUCUCCACUUCAAUUUUAACAAAAAGUGAAUUUUUCGCCUAAAGUGUUACGGAUUCCCUUUUUUCUAUGGACAUGCUAUAGCUGCGUUCGGCAUUGAAAAUUUCAGGUGUCGGAGUGUUCUCUUGCAUUAGAGUGAGCGAGAGAGGAGAAUGAAAUAAAAUGAGAGGAAGGGCACUCCGACAUCUUAGAUUUGCAAUACCGAACACAGCUUUUAUAUAUAUAUGUGUGUGCUUUUUCUCUCUCUCUCUCUCUCUCUCUCUCUCUCUCUCUCUCUC
This is a messenger RNA of Vollenhovia emeryi, 4290 nucleotides long. RefSeq names its product protein vav (gene Vav). The record is from RefSeq and is a predicted model, not a curated record. Gene Ontology annotation, biological process: cell migration; regulation of GTPase activity. Gene Ontology annotation, molecular function: protein binding; guanyl-nucleotide exchange factor activity. Bases 521 to 2980 code for a protein of 819 amino acids. Gene Ontology annotation, cellular component: cytoplasm. NCBI's taxonomy places the organism in Eukaryota, Metazoa, Arthropoda, Insecta, Hymenoptera, Formicidae. The transcript is spliced from 9 exons.